AUGGCUGUCGACGCUCAAAAACUUGUGGUUGUUGUCCUAAUCGUGGUCAUCCCUUUGUUCUUCAAGUUCAUCGUCGGAACGAAGACCAAGCCUGUGCUGGACCCCAAGAGAAACGAGUUCCAAUCGUUUCCGCUGGUUGAAAAGACAAUCUUAACGCAUAAUACCUCAUUGUACAAGUUCGGUCUACCUCACGCAGAUGAUGUCCUAGGUUUACCCAUCGGUCAGCAUAUUGUUAUCAAGGCUAACAUCAAUGGUAAGGAUAUUACCAGGUCGUACACACCCACUUCGUUGGAUGAGGAUACGAAAGGAAAUUUCGAAUUACUAGUUAAGUCUUACCCCUCCGGGAACGUUUCUAAGAUGAUCGGUGAAUUGCAGAUAGGGGACAAAAUUCAGAUCAAAGGCCCUCGUGGGAAUUACCGUUACACAAGAAACUGCCGUUCUCAUUUGGGGAUGAUUGCCGGUGGCACUGGUAUUACGCCCAUGUACCAGAUCAUGAAAGCCAUUGCCAUGGAUCCUCACGAUACCACUAAGGUCUCCCUUGUUUUUGGAAACGUCCAUGAGGAGGAUAUUUUGUUGAAGAAGGAGCUGGAGGCGUUAGUAGCAUUGAAGCCUUCUCAGUUCAAAAUUGUUCAUUACUUGGACUCUCCAGACCGUGAAGACUGGACGGGUGGUGUAGGUUACAUUACUAAGGAUGUCAUCAAGGAACACCUGCCCGCUUCUACCGUGGACAAUGUUCAAAUACUGAUCUGUGGUCCUCCUGCCAUGGUUGCCUCCGUUAGAAGAAGCACCGUGGACUUGGGGUUCAGACGUUCCAAGCCGCUUUCCAAGAUGGAAGACCAAGUGUUUGUGUUUUAA
Molecule: messenger RNA, 855 nt
Organism: Saccharomyces mikatae IFO 1815
Lineage: Eukaryota; Fungi; Ascomycota; Saccharomycetes; Saccharomycetales; Saccharomycetaceae
Gene: CBR1
Product: cytochrome-b5 reductase
Exons: 1
Coding region: 1-855 (284 amino acids)
Cellular component (GO): endoplasmic reticulum; plasma membrane
Molecular function (GO): oxidoreductase activity
Source: RefSeq, a predicted model, not a curated record